CAAUUCCUCACCAGCCACCAUCCGUGCAACAUCGCCGACAUCGUCCAGCCAAGCCAAGGAGCAGUCAGUCAGUCAUACAAUCGAUACAUCUGCAGAGGCAGAGCCAGCAGGCAGUGUCUUUGUGUGUGUGACUGUGAUUUUUCCUUUCUUUCGUUGGAAAAUUUGGGAAAACUUGAAUCGUGGUUUUAAAAUUUAGGGUUUUCUCGUGCGCAAUUUUGGGAGUUUCCCAAUUUUUGGGGACUUUUUAACCCCCCGUCUAGUGGAGGUGAAAAAAGGAAGGAAAAGCCCAUUUUUCCCCUCCUGCUGCAAGAAGAAGUGAAAGAACAAGCAAAAGUGGUUCACCAAAGUGUUGUGGAAGAAAAUUUAUCGAUUGGGUAUUUCUGUCUGCUGCGCGUUCGACGGUCCCGAUAGGAAAAGUGGGUAAACCCCUUACCUACACAGUCGUUGCAGGGAAAAUUGUUCGUGGAAGCAUGUGGUGAAUUAUCAAAAGUGCGUGUGCAAAAAAGGAAGGAAAAACGACCUUGUCGGUGUACCUUUGGAGGCUUCUCCACCAGAGAGAUUAAAAAUUAAAAGGAUUACUUUGAAGAAAAGCGCCUCCCGUGGAAAAUGAUCUCAUUUAUUGGUUCACUGAACGCCCACUCCAGAAGAAGCAGCAACACUACCCUCGUCAGCAGCAGCAGCGGUCGCGUUUGAUUGAGGAGGGCCCGGAAGAAAAUCGAUAACCGCGGAUUAUCGACUUGGGUGGCGGACAGACGGCAACGGUGACGCGUGUGAGGCCCAUACGUAACAACCCCUCAACCGUGCGCAAGCAAACGGCGGAGCAAAUAUUCGGAAGACGAAACUUCCUUACGAAAAGAAUAAAGAAGGGAUCAGCAUCACCUAGUCGAGAGGUUCAGGACAUCUCUUCGUCAGUACACACUCUCACUACUCUGGUGUGCGUGCUCAGCGAGAGUACCUCCUAGUCGACCGCGGAGUCCUUUUUGCUUCACAACUUCUUCUUCUUCUUCUUUGGUGUGUGACCUGUUUAUCCAGGGAAACCAGCCUUCAUGAUCGGAUCAUUUUGGAAUCUGUGUAGAGCGUGUCCUUCAAUGCCUGUAGAUAAGCUCCAUUCGGAAUAUAGAAGCACCUAUCGAUGGCACGAGUACACCGGGGGUCCCGAGGUCGUCCGCAAGCCACCUGUGCCAAACCAAUUCGCCAGCUCAAAGGCGGACUUUUUCUCUAAAUCAACGGAGGAUGAUAAGUUCAUCGAAGCUUCGAUCAACGAACCGCCCUUGCCGAGACGGAAAAAAUGUCCCGAGCUGGCCUACCGGUCACACGAGUUCAUGUCGAGCCGGGGCCAGGAGCACGCUGGCGGAACCGGUGGCGCCCAGGACAGGCCCGAUGCCGCAACGACUCACUCACGUGCAAGGUCUGAAGAGCGUGGAACACCUUCCCGUCGCAGUAAAUCGGAAGGACCGCCAGGGGUCGCUAACGGACGGCUUCCGACCGGAACCGGAAUCGCUAACGGAACGCACGAGCCGGUCUCGGUCGAGGGCGGCGGCAGGGUGCAGCAACAGGCGGGUGAGUCAAGUGGCCUAUUCAAAAAAACUAUUUACAAAUUGAGCACAGAGUAUCGCCUGCAGUUCGUGUGGCCCCACGUGCGCAGAGCGAUCAAGGGGGCCGCCCCGGAUGGCGAGGAUUCGGCGGCGCCACACGAGCCGCCACCCCGCAAGUCCCUCUCGAUGGGUGCGAUCAAAGCCGCUCAGGCGGCCGCCACUAGCAGCCACGUGCCCACCGUGCACAAAAAACGAACCACGAACGAGCGAGAAGCAAACGCCCACGAACUGGAACCACUGGUGAACGACGUCGAAGCUGAAAGGCCGCAGCACGAAAAACGUGACAUGGCCACCGUCGUGGAGCACAAGCUGAAGGCGUACCGGAGCGACAAGGAAAAGUUCGGCUUCGAGCCGGAACUGGACGGCGGCGGGGACGGGCGGGCCCACGCGGGCUCCGACAGCACCUGGUACAAGGAGGUGAUUGAGCUGCGGAAGAAGGCCGGCGAAUACAAGAGCCGAGGAUGGGGCGUAGAAAUGAAUCCGGAGCUGUUCAACAAGCAGCAGGAGCUGUGGGAACAAGUUUCCCGGAGGAGUUCGCUGAGCGCCCUCUCGUUGGCGUCCAGUGUCAGACCUAUUACCAAGGAGGAGAAGGAAAAGGAGAACAACAAGAAGAGUUCGCCGACGAAGCCUCACGCUGGCGGUCGUGGAAAGUUCCCCGGCAGUGCACGACCCGUUGACAUGGGCCGCACUCUGCCGGACGGGUUGGCCUUCUCUCGUAGCCGCAAGGAUAACGUCCGGCACCAUCUGGAGCGUACUACUGGCGUAGAUAUGGAGGAGGGAGCCCUGCUGCCGUCACCGACGCGGGAGAAGCUGAUGCCGGCCAUUCCUCGCUCCAAGGGGGACAGUCCGCAGCGAGGAAGUCCCCAGAAGACCGGGCUGUCUCGACACGGAAGUCCUCAGAAGGGAAGCCCCCAGAAGAGCAGCCCCAAGAAGACGUCCAACAAAGGACGAUCACAGUCGGUUGGACCGGCCGUAGCUAGCGACGGCAGCACAGUCGGAACCGUUGGUGGAGGUUCGCCGAAACGUCAGAUUCGCUCCGGUAGCACUGCCACUGCCUCGACCGCUUCGUCGGCGGCCAAAGCGCACAACAAGAAAACGCCGACGACCACGGCCACUACGCCAUCCUCCCAGCCGGAACGCCGACCCAGACCAACAACCCUAUCCACCACCACCAAUCAUUCCCGCUCUAAGAGCAACACUCUGCCCCAAAGCAGUGGCGCUCCCAGAGUGCACUCCGCUCCCCCCAGUAGACCCCAACCGGCGACCAACAACAACAACAACAACAUCAACAAUAACAACAACAUGAACAAUAACAGCAACGUUCAGAAUAAUAAUACCAAUAACAAUCAUCUUCCCAAUCAGACUCAGCAAACAUCAUCCACCACCGCCAAAACAAACCAAAAGCCCGACCAAGGCAAUAAUAACAAUUCCAUUCCCAACAAUAAUUACCACCCAUCGCCACCCACUUCCGCCCCCUCCACCAUCACCACCACCACCACUUCGCAACAUCCUUCACGCGCAAAGCUCACGCUCGGUUCCAAGAUUGGCUCACAUCCGCCUCCUCCGCCGAACCGGCCCCGAACGGCCUCGACCACGCGGGCAGCAGAUCCCGGCCAGGCCAGUGCGGCGACGGGUCCGGGUUCGGUGUUGAAAAAGGCUGAACCACCCCGAAAGCUGGCCGUCACUGGCCACGCCAGGCCCAAAUUGGGAACCAAACCAAACCAAGCCGCCGGAACCGAAGAGGACGCCGAAAAGGACAACUGCAUUUCGGUGUCCAGCGCCAGUCCGCUGCCGGCGCCGGAAAUCAACGAGCAGAUCAUCAAGUCACCGCCGGAGCCGACCCGCGUCAAAUCGCCGGAACAGAUCAUCAUGCGCUCGCCCGACCCGGUCAACUGGACCGUCCCGCUGGACACGGGCAAGACCUUCACCGUGACACAGAACGUGAGAGAAGGUGAGUGUCCGCCAGGUGAGGACGGGUCGCAGAUUCUUCCGGUGGCCGCGGCGGGUGAUCCUAUGAUGCGACCUCAUAGCGAAAUCAAAGCUUCAACUCCGGUGGAACCUCCACCAGCACCACAAUCAGCACCGCCAGAGCUUGCCGAACAAUCGAAAAUGCCUAGCAGCAAACUCGAACCGGACUCCAUCAAGGAAUCUGAAGACGAAGAGGACGAAGACUUGCUGAAGUCAAAAUCUUCGGUCACCUCGUCGGCCAAUCCGGUAUCGGUGGCCAUUCCGGUCACGUCGGCUGUGGGGCCAGCUUCGACUACUGCAGCAUCAGCUGCUCCUUCAGCGGCAGAAACUACAACGACCAAGGCUCCCGCCACAGCCGAACCAGCACAAAGCACUCCGGCUCCGGAAGUUCCCCGCUUCGAUAAACCGGUUCCGGGAUCGACCCUGCGCUGCCUGGACGACCCGACGUUCGAUACGGCGGAUAUCAACUCGCCGGUAACGAACCGGAACGUCGCCUCGGACGUGCUGGACAAGGCCCGGGACCGGUUCGAUCGCUUCUGGGGCAACCCGGACGGCUCCAAGCCGGACGAGCCUUAAAUCGGAGAUACAUGGUCUAUGAGCUUGUUUUAAAAUCUAAAGUCGUCGUGGAUUUUGUAGGGUAGUUUUCUCAAGCAUUCCUCUACUUGGCCGCUUGCUGUAGAGCACAGCCAAAGUUCUGAACGAAAAUCGCGUGGAUAGAUCAAUGGUUUUCAACACAUUCUGCUUGCAAAGUCUGGAGUUCGUUCCCCCUUUCCCUAUAAUCUGGAAGAUUCAUCUGGCACAUUGAAAGGUUUGACGUCUUUUCUCUAGAAACAAACAAAGUUCAGCGAAACGAAGAAGAAACCACUUGGACUAGUUAAGCUACACUCAAUAUAUUUAUCAUAAACCAUCGUGACAGGGUAGUCUUAGGAUGUUAAACUUAUACCUUUGAGCAUUAAGUUUUUUUUUCCUGAUGAAAAGAACAAAACUAAAAAUCCUUGAAAAGGAUACCGUCGAGAUUUCUCUUACACUGCACAAGCAUGCACACCACACUAAGACAGGUAACGAACAACAACAACAACUACAAAACUCACACUCUGUAUUGCAUCCACUCACCUACCUGCGUUCAUCUUGUUAUCUAAUGUUUAGAAACACACGGGUGGAGCAACAGCAGCAGCAGCAACAGCAAUGGGGCAUUGUCUAGUGAUUUUUUUAAAAUCCAUCGUUAGCAUACCCUUCCUGUACGAUCUUGAAAAUAUAGAAAAUUUAAAAAUGAACUAAUUAAGAUCAUAACGCGAAAAUGAACGAGAAAUAGGCAGAGUUCAGAGCAGAUGGCGCGCACUCCAAAUGUCUUACUUGCAUGGAAGUCUUGAAUGCAACUUGGACGCAAGUCUCAUUGUUUGCAUGCAACUUUGUACGCAACAGACACAUUGAGUGCUGAAUAUCUUUAUAAUUCAAAACAAUAUAGAAAUGUAAUCAUCUAUUUCUGUCCAAUAAUAGAUCCCAAAAAAAGCUAAGAAAGAAUUAAAAUUGUGACAUUUUUUUCUAUUAGACCAGGCCUGCCCAAUCUUUUCGGCUCAAUUUUCACAUUUUUGAUCGUCAAAAUUACAAUUGUUCAUUUUUUCAUGGUUUCUUUGAUGAAAUCGGUUCUCAGAUGACCAGUGAACAUAACUUUGAUAAAAGUUUGAAAAAAUAUGAUUGUAGGUUGUUUUUAUGUAAGUUUUAAUUGAAAAAUUGGUCCGGCCCGCGGGCCGGAUUGAUUUUUGACGUAAAAUGUAGAUAAAAACGACUUGUAUAAAUAUUUUUUCAAACUUUUGGAUAAGUUAUGUUCACUGGUCAUCUGAGAACCGAUUCCAUCAAAGAAACCAUGAAAAAAUGAACAAUUGUAAUUUUGACGAUCAAAAAUGUGAAAAUUGAGCCGAAAAGGUUGGGCAGGCCUGUAUUAGACUGAUUCUGAGCCCUUCCAAGAAGGCCCAAGUAACUUCAAAUAGAUUUUUUCAGCAAAAAGUUUGCCAAGAGUUAACUUGACUCCACUUCUUAAUUGCUGGAGGGGGGUAAAUUUCUUUUUUAAGUGGAAGUGUACCCAUUUCGGAGGAGAAAAUCAGGCGUAAUUAAGGACUUCGAUGGAAGUAGGUCUGCGCGUGUUGGUGUGUCAUCCAGAAGAACUCAAUGAAGCAAAUUAACGUGACCUAUUUUGCAGCAAAGCCUUUUUCCGACGCCACUUAGAACGAUUACUUCGGUGGCACGCUCGUUAUACCAAUCAAACAACUGGAGAAAAAGUGAAACGGUCUUGUGUGAAUUGGUACAUUGAAAGUAUUUUUUUCAUUUGUUUACUGUUUAUUUUGAUUAAAUAAACAACUGUGUUAAUUUUAUCUCUCUGAUCAACAAUUCUUUAUAAUUUGAAAUAGAUAAUGAAGCCAUGGUAAUGGUAAUGGUGGUAAUGAGCAUACCUUAUUAGAUUUCAAAGGGAUCAAUUGAAAUUUUAAUUAUUUUUCUUCAGAUUUGCAUACAUUUUAGAUUGUUUUUAAAUUUACACAAGACUGCUGCAACGAAAUAUUUCAAGUACAGAUCACAGAAAUGAGAACACAUUACAGAUAGAUAUUUGUUUUUCAGACUACAACAUCAUCCGUCUACAUUAUACAUCGCUUUUUGCCGAAAACUUUUUUGCAUUUCCUUGAUUUGAUCUUGCAGCAAGGAGCUCGUCACAGUUUUAUACAUCAAUCAAAUAAUACACAAACGCAGGAUAUUCACAGCAAAAAAUAGAAAACAAAAACAUGUCGAUUUUGGCCCAGAUUAAAUCACCUUUGCGUCGUCCUUUGCGCGGGUUUAGAUAGGUCAGGAUUCCAACCAAUUGCAGCACAGAUUUCUACAACAAUUCUAGCAGAAAAGUAAUGAAUGCAAAAAAAAAGAACAUCCACCAAAACGCAAACAGUACAUUAAAUCACAGGAAAAAAGGUCUAGAGUAAACUGAAAAUGGCCCGUCCAUUUUUCGAGUGUCAUUUUUUGGGGCAACCACAUACAUCACACAAAUUCAGUUCCAAGUCUUACAGCAAAACGCCAGAUUUACAAAAGAAGCAACAUAAAAUACAUACAAUACAAAACAGAAAACCGCUUUUCGUCCUCGUUUAUACGCGUGAGUUAGAAAAAAAAACAAAACGUUUUCGAAGGCAGUUUUCCCCCCAGGUAAAAUCUCGAAAAACGUGUAUAUUUUCCGGCAAACGUUUAGGAUUUAGUGCAUAUCGUAGCGAAAAAUAUUUCUAGCAACACGCUUUUUGUGUGAGACGAUUUGUCCUUUUCGGUCCACCAAAAUGUAGAGGGUAAUUUGGAAAACAAAACAGAUAAACCGCGCCAGUUUAGCUUUUUCGGAAAAUCUUUUUAAAUUGUUUUUUUCAACAGCAUAAAGAAUAUUUCAUCGUAAAGAAUUUUAAAAUUGACAUCAUGAACUAACAAGCAUCACUUGACAUGUUAAAAACGGUUGAGAUGUUAUAGUUUUUUACUUUCAUUUGUUUAUUUUGUUUCAAAUAAAAAAAUAUUAAUUUUCAAUUACUACUAAAACCCAUUAAACAUUACACAGUCAUCCAUUAAAGUUAAGGACAAAUCGUUAGUUAGAGAGGCUAAAUCUUGAGAAUAUUUCAGAUCAGAAAAGAAGAAAACGCUGAAAUAACUCUGUAACCGAAAAUGGUGGAAAAAUCGCUAAAAUCACUGCUAUAAAGUCAAAAUGGGCUAACUCUCAUUGCACUUUCGCAUCCUCACAGCAAAUUAGCUGACAGAAUAAAUCAUUCCACAACUUGGGUCAAUAAAAGAAACACAUACGAUUGUGCAAGAGAACAGGAUAUUUUAAAUACUCACUAGAAAAAGGGGCAAAAACGACUAUUGGAGGGAUUAAAAUCAAUGUGAGAAAUCCUAUUCAAAAUGGUUACAGAAGUAAACAAAAAAAAUCCAUUAUUUAAAGGAAAAAAACACACACACACAGCAUUUACAUGUUACUUAACGAAAAUUAAAUCAAGUAAGAAAAAAAAAAACAAAUUUAACCUGUUGUUCGUCACUAGUAUUAAUAUUAUAUUGCAAAAACAGACAAGAAAUGAAACUUGAGAGAGAAAAAAAACACAUAACUUGCUUACAAAAACACGCAAAUAAAUAAACUUAGUUUCCGCUUUGUGAUAUUGGAGAGACAACUGUUUUGUUAAACUCGCGCAUUACGUAGCAGGAAAUGAUGCAAAAUAUUACAAUUUUAGGUAAGAAGAGGGGCGAGACUGUGAGAUUGUGAAUUGAGUGGAAAUCGAAAAUGGCUAAAAAAAAAAACUACACACCUUAUUUACAACACUUGACACAGUUUAGAAUGAGGCAAGGGCAGAUCUGUAGGUUCAACUCUACUGAAAUAAACAACUAUUGAUUAGUUUUGUUAAUCAAAGUAUCUUUAAAAGUCUCACAGGCUAAAUAAUUUAGUAAAAACACUGUAUUCAUAAUCAAAACCAGUGCUUGAUAAACCAAUUAAAAAUUGUUGCAGAGAUCACGAGAAAAUUAAGCUUAUUCAACGAUUUUGUUUCAAAUAUUUUACCAAACUUUUAUGAGGAGCCACUUUUAUUUCACCCCACGCAAACAUAAUUUCAUCAAACCAAAACUUUUAUAAAAAAAAACAAUGUUUUGAAACCAUUCAGUGAAAUUGUAGUUGUGAGACGAAUGAGCAAGCAACCAAAGGAUAUGGGAUCUAGUUUGUGAUCGCAAAAAGAAAACACAUUUUUAUGAGAUUUUAUAGACUUUUAUUACUAGUUGUACGAGAUUUGAUUCUAAUAGAAAGUUAAAACAAAUUGAUGAACCUGAACCCCACUAAAGUGAAUUGGCAUUCAUUUACUUUUCGAGUUUUGAUUUUCCUUACGAGUAGGUACAAUGAUUUUAAAAGUGAACAAUAAAUUUGCAACUGCUCGGAAGCGCUGAAAAAAUAAGUAACAUAUUACAAACUGUAUCGAAGUGAAGGAUAAAGUGGAACGAUAACGAGUGAACUUUUGAAGAAUUGUGGAAGCAUGAUACGAACAUGAAGACGAGAGGAAAAACUCACAUUUAUUCUGGAAAUCAUUUUCAGUUACUUCAAUAAUUUAUAUACUAAACUAAACUACUUACUACAGAAGAAAAUCAUCGCGAGAAAAAAAAUCGCUGAAAUAAAAUAGAUUGGAAAAUCGAGCAAAA
This is a messenger RNA of Culex pipiens pallens (northern house mosquito), 8744 nucleotides long. RefSeq lists its product as uncharacterized. The coding region runs from base 1047 to 4139 and encodes 1030 amino acids. The transcript is spliced from 15 exons. Gene Ontology annotation, molecular function: microtubule binding. Gene Ontology annotation, biological process: negative regulation of centriole replication. NCBI's taxonomy places the organism in Eukaryota, Metazoa, Arthropoda, Insecta, Diptera, Culicidae. The record is from RefSeq and is a predicted model, not a curated record.